UUAUUGCUCCCUUAUCAGCAGAAACUAAUUUCUUCCCGCCUUGCUCAGCCAUGAAGAUGCCGUUAGGAUUAAGACGAAGAAGUUGACACUGACCAGACUGAAUCCUUUGUUUGAAUGGAAUUUAUGCAUCAUGUAUGAGACGUAUGAAUAUGCAACGGACCAUUGCUUUUUAGGGUUAAUCCUUUGUUAACUGGCGUCCUUUUUCGGGCUUAUUUUGCCUAGGAAAAGGUACCCGAACGUCCGUAACUCUUUGUUUUUUAUUGUCUCAUAUUGUCCUAAUCUCAAUUGUCCAAAUUUUAUUACUCUAAUUAUAUUACUAUUUUUAUAACCAUUUUAUUACUAUUAAACUUUUAAAAUUUUAAAAACAAGUGAUUGGCAUUUUUCACAGGAAGGAUAGGUUCUUCCAGGCAUAUGAAAUUCCAUCCUGAAUUCGGGGUUCUUGGCACCACCCAUGUCUGCCCAGGACAAGCGGGUGAUCCACGCUCCCCCCUGUACCUCCCUUCCCUACGAUACAAGUGGUUGUUGCCCAGAUCUCUGAUUCGCGGCCCCAUCCCCAUUCCCCCCGGGGCAGGAGACCGGUGGCAGCAUUGUCGCAGACCGCACCUCCUGCUGCACCUCCUGCCUGAUGAGAGCGGGAGGGGUGAGGCACCCCGAGUACCGGUGGGAACCCCACGGAGCAAGAGCACGCCCCCGUCCAACAGAGAGUUGGUCUGAGAAAAAUGUUGGUCCAAAGAAAAGCACUGAGUUUCAAAGUUCUCAGCUUGGCGGCACUAGCAGUCAAUUGUCGAGCGGCGCCUCUGCUGCGGAACAGGCUGGUGUUUCCUUUCACCGUCCCAGCCCCUGCCUCAGGGAAGCAUGCCUCAGGACAGUCCAAAGAAGGCAGAGGGGAGACUGGGCUGGUUGCAGGCUCCGAAGCAGGCUACGAAGCGGAGGACGAAGCCUCUGAAAGUGGCGGGGGCAGAGCGAAUCCACUGCAAGAGCAGGUUGCGAAGCGGAGGUUGCAGCUUCCGCUGGCGCAGCGGCAGCAGCCGCCACAGAUUGCUGGGGUUCUUCCCCUAUGGCGUGAUGUGCCGCCAGUCUGCGGCGCGGGGGGGGCUGGCCCCCGCGGCUGCCGCAGCCGGGGCUCCGAUCGGCGCGAUGGCCACAGCUGCGCGAGAAAGCGCCGCCACAGUUUUUCUCGGUCCCGGUGAGGGCGGCGUCUCUGCCACUGCCGCUGCCGAAGCGGUCGCGGAGCCGGCGGCAGCAGUCAGCUCGGAGCCAGUCGAAACAAAGAAACAGCAGCUGCUCCAUCCAGAGCGGGGUUUUCCAGGAAAACCCCUAAGAAUUACGAGCCAACAUAGAACUAAGUGACCUAAGACGUCUAAGGAUGGGAAUGUAGUCCAGUACCUGCUUGGAUCCUUUUUGCUUCUCACCCUAACCUGAAAAGAUGUUGCUUAAAGAGACAACCCGGGGUCUUGGACCAAAAAGGCAGAAUCUGCUAAUCUCCCGUGAGGAUGGAAUCCCCAGCUCUGCCUGCAGACCAGCAGACAAAGCUGCAUCACCCUCCUUCUCCGUGCCACUCCUGGGAGCAGCGGCGGCGUGGGCGCGACCCGUUGAUUUCUCCCCAGCUGAGCUGAUUCUUUUUAAUAAAGGCAUUAAAAAGGAGAAAGAUCUCCUGCCCAUUUAUUUCAAAAGGUAAUACAGAGACUCCCAUCAUCAGAAGGCAUGAAAAGACACUUUAUUAUUAGAAAUCUGCAGUUCUUACAGAAACAAUGGUGGACCUGAGACCUGAUUGGCCUUUAGGAAUCUUCUGUCAUACUAUUGGUGACCUAUGAAUAGCACACUCUGGAGAACCAUAUCUAUAAACAAUGGUUACAGAAAGACAUGUAAUAAUUGUUUAAAUUCUUUUCCUCUAAGUUUCCCACAGCUUCUACACAGCUUCCCAGGAUUUUCCUGGGAGAACCAUGUCUCUCUCUGUUCAGAGGAUAUGUAAUUACUACAAUAUUUAUGCUCAAAAAUGUAACUUAUUUUCUUUUUGGUCCUGUUUCUCCCUUUUAUAAUUGAAUAGAGGACACUGGAUACUUUAAGUUCUGAAUAUUUUCAGGAUUACCCUUAGCUGUAAAUAAUAGGAAAAGACAGUAAGUGAGUUGUUUCAAAAGAGAAAUGGAAAAGUCAUUUGGAAAAAUUUAUUUAAUAAACAAAGUGGGAGAUGUGGGGGUCAGGGGUGAGAAAGCUAUCUCAGGAAUGGCUUGAGAAAGCACCGUUGUCUAAGUCAGGAGAAAUUAAUUCCUUUCCCAUGGUUCAAAUGCUGUACUCCCUUUCACAUCCCACUCAUCCUGUACCCUUUAUGUCUUUCAUUAGUUACUCCUGUGAAAACUUUUCCCUUCCCAUCCCCCUCCAUGUAGCUGUGCACAAAAGCUGUAACUUUCCCCAAAGAUGGGGCACUCGCCAUGGUGUCCUUCUGCUGGUUGUUAACCGAUCCUGCUGUCCCUCCAUCUCACCGUCUGUCCCUCAGCCUACCCUCCAUGUUUUCCUAUCCCUUUUGGAAGC
This is a messenger RNA of Passer montanus (Eurasian tree sparrow), 2529 nucleotides long. RefSeq lists its product as uncharacterized. Lineage: Eukaryota; Metazoa; Chordata; Aves; Passeriformes; Passeridae. The coding region runs from base 856 to 1350 and encodes 164 amino acids. The transcript has 2 exons. The record is from RefSeq and is a predicted model, not a curated record.